Messenger RNA from Phaedon cochleariae (mustard beetle), 2160 nucleotides. NCBI's taxonomy places the organism in Eukaryota, Metazoa, Arthropoda, Insecta, Coleoptera, Chrysomelidae. The record is from the annotation of a GenBank genome assembly.
UUCAUCUGAUGACCUUGAAAAGAGUCGAGAACGAGAAUACAAACUUCAAACUUGAGUUGGAUACAAAUUGUAAAUACAAACAAUAAAAUAUUAAAAUCAACCAUCACAUCGCAAUCAGAAAUAAAAUCGAAACUCAUUUAACAUUUCCUAGAGCCAAUAAUAUAUGGAAAAGAUAACAAGUGGAAAAUGUUAACAAUCACCAAUUAAAAUAGAUGAAAAUGUUAGAGUUCACUUUUCUAAUAUUAGAAAAAUCGAUAAGUGCCCUUCAUAUAAAAUGGAAAACAGGAGCAAUAAAAUUAAGCUAAAUAAAAAACCCGGAUUCGUCAGUUUCAUACUGCCAAAUAUUAUUCCUAAUAAAGUAGGUGUAGUUAAUAGAAGUAAAAGUGCCCAUGAUAGCAAUCUGCACUUGACUUCCAGAGAAGCUAACAGUGAUGUGGCUAUAUCAAAAAGACCACUGAGUUUCAACAGCAAUAGAGGACACAUGAAUGGUCAACUAUCAAGCAAUACUGCACAAAAAUUGAAUAGACAAAGUAGCCUCUCUGAUGGAAAUAUAGCCUUUGAACAUGAUGAUUCUACUGAGGCUACAGACAAUAAUCAUUUAAUAGAAAAAUUUUCAUCACAUGAAAGUGUAUUCAAUUUGAAAGGAGGCGCAAAUACACUCCAUCUCAUUCCAAUCAGCAAAGCAAGACAGAGAAACUUCUUACAGGGUAAAAUCGGUGCUAACUCUCUUUUGGGGCCAUGUGAACUGGACAGGGUAUGCCCUAAUAGGGAAAUAACUAUUUUCGUAGGUACUUGGAAUAUGAAUGGUCAUUCUCCGCCAAAGGAACUGAACGAUUUCGUUCUGCCUGUUAAUCUUGAACACGUACCGGAUGUUCUUUCAAUUGGUACACAGGAAUCGUCUUCCGAACGAUACGAAUGGGAGGUCGGCUUGCAAGAGACCAUAGGUCCCUCGCAUCUUUUAUUUCAUUCGACAUCUUUGGGCACUUUACACAUCUCGACGUUCAUCCGCCGCGACCUGAUCUGGUACGUCUCCGUGCCGGAAGAGGCCAGUCUGUCGGUGAGACCGGGCACCGCGUUUCGCACCAAAGGCGCCGUCGCGUGCUCGUUCUCGGUGUUCGGCACGUCGUUCCUGUUCGUCACUGCGCACCUGACUGCGCACCAGGAGAAGGUGAAGGAGCGUGUGGGGGACGUGAAGAGGAUCGUGCACUCGCUGGACCUGCCGAGGGUGCUGCCUUGCAAGAACAAGAGUAAAGAUGUUACGCAAAAUUUCGACUAUGUAUUCUGGUUUGGAGAUCUAAAUUUUAGACUUUCCACCCCAAGGGCAAAAGUGCUCGAAUGGCUCUCUAAAACAAGUUUUCCGCUGCCGUCCCAUUUACCUCACGGAUACAUGCAUCACGACCAAUUGUGCUCGGUUUUGGCCGAUGGAGCUGCUUUCAGAGGCUUCUAUGAAGCGAAAAUCAACUUUCCCCCUACAUACAAGUACGAUCCCGGAACUCAAAAUUUCGAUUCUUCUUCCAAACAAAGGACGCCAGCAUACACCGACCGAAUCUUGUACAAACAAAGAAACGCUCGAAGGCUUAGCGGCCAUUUGGAAAAUCCCCCCUUACAAUGUUUGGUGUACGAUUCCGCACCUUCGAUAACGACAUCGGAUCACAAACCGGUUUGGGGGGUGUUCAAAGCACAUUUGAGACCGGGACUGGAUACGAUACCCCUAGCUGCUGGAUUAUUCAACAGAGAAGUAUAUUUGGAGGGUUUGAAGAGGAGAGCAGCAACGAUGAAUAAGGCGAAAGGAGAUACAGCAAAUUGUGUCCUACAAUAAAUCAAAACUGAAAAUCUAGUCAUACCGAAACCAAAACUGAAAUCUAGUCAUAUAUUUUUAUUUGUUGUUGAAACUUCCUAUGUACUCUUGAAAAUAAAUGUAUUCUUUGAUAAACCAAGAUUUUCAUUUCAACGAGUUACAAUUUUCGAAAAGUUUAUUUUAGAACUUACCACACAAGACUAGAGGCAACAGAUAUUCAUAACAAAUCAUAGAAAUAAUCCAAACCUUGGCCCAGCUCCCAAAUUGAUAUGCCAGUGUUCAGUUCCUUGGCCAAGUUUAAUCUCUUCUGGAUAGAAUGUAGAGUGGGAUAAAACACCAAGUGCUUUUUACCGUUACUAUCC